GCACGCCGGGCGGAGGGGUUAGAAGGCGUGUGGAGCACCGUGGAGGGGAGUGGCGGGGCGGGGGGGACGACGCGAGAGGCAGGCGAAGCUGGGCAGUUAAGGCACGGCGAGAGGGCCUAGCAGUAGGCUGCAGUUAAUGGGAGAAGCUGAGAAAGAGUGCGAACUUGGAAGGGAAGGAGGGGAAAAGCAGAUGGGCUCGGGAAUGUGCGUCGCAGUGUCUUAGGAGGGCGCUAGGACCCAGAGCCGAGAAGCUGCAGCUUGGGGGACGGCUGGGCGCGCGCUGGCCCGUCCGUCGGUGACGCGGCGGUGGCCCAGGUCUGGCCGGGACGAAUUGCCGCAGGGAGAGGAGAAUGGGCUGCCUUUGGCCUGACUUCUGACCCUAUGCGUUUUCCUGUCCCCGUCCCGUGUACGGUCCUGGGGUUGGGCCCUGGUUCCAGGGGGUCUAGCCUGUCAUCGGGCCUCAGAGUUCCCUUUUGCCUCGGCGCCACUCAGUCCGCACCCCUGCGUGCGAGGACCGGGUGGUGGAGGCCGCGGCGGCGCCCAGCUGCUCAUUGGCUGUUGCUGGCGCGCGGCGGAGUGGGUGGGAGAGGCUAGACCGUCGCGGUCUCAGUCUUUCCCGCCAUGUCGUUUGUGGAGAGCGGGAGGCCCUCGGCUCCGAGGCGGAGCGGCUUAGGCACUCCAGUUCCUUUUGCUCGGCCGGUGUAUUCCGCCUUCACUCAGGGAGACAGUUGGGGUGAAGGCGAAGUGGACGAGGAGGAGGGGUGCGACCAGAUAGCCCGCAAUUUGCGAGCGGAGUUCUCGGCCGGGGCGUCUUCCGAGCCUAGGAGGGGCUUGCUGCUCCCGCCAGACGGAGACGGGUCGCCGGUCCUGAAGCGCAAUGGCAUCUUCCCGGCGGCUGUGGGCAACCGAGCCCAGUCUCGGCGGUGGCCGGUCCAGGUCCUCUCAAUUCUCUGUUCGCUGCUGUUCGCCGUCCUCCUCGCCUUCCUCCUCGCCAUCGCCUAUCUGAUUGUUAAAGAGUUGCAUGCGGAGACUUUGAAAAACGAAGAUGAUGUAGACGCUGGGCUAUUAGGAUUCUGGACUCUGUUUAUAAUAUCCCUGACUGCUGGGUUCUCCUGUUGCAGCUUUUCUUGGACUGUAACUUAUUUUGAUUCUUUUGAACCAGGAAUGUUUCCACCAACUCCUCUUUCACCUGCCAGGUUCAAGAAAUUGACUGGACAUUCUUUCCACAUGGGCUAUAGCAUGGCGAUUUUGAAUGGCAUUGUAGCUGCUUUUACCAUAGCAUGGUGCUUCAUGUAAUCCCACACUGGAGUAAUAUCGUCGUCAAAAUGUAGUCGUGAUUGCUUUCUAAUAACAAGAAAGAAUAUCAUUGUCUACUUAGAAGACUGAGAAACCUGCUUUUAUGUGGUUCAGAUACAUGUUAUAAUCAUCAUUACAGAAGACCUUUUAAAGCAUCAUUCUAUAAUAAUGAGUCUUGGCAUUGGGAAUAUCUGAGUAUUAAGUUUCAAGUGCUUUCUUAAAAGUAUAAGAUGUUUACCUCAUCUUUUUACUUUUUUGUGUGUAGUUCUUAAAAUUAUAGAAAACAUUCUAAAAAAAAUCAAACUCAGAAACUUGAAUACUGAGCAAUGCCUACUUUUCUGUGUAUAUACUACAUUUUUCUAAGACACUGAUUUUACUCUUUAAUUGCAAUAGAAGUGUUUUUUAUUUAUCCAUUACAUUAGAGAAGCAAAUAAUGCCUAUUCCUCCAACAUUUUAUAGAAGCUUCUUUAAAACAGAAUAUUUAGUUUUUGAUAUUCAUAUAAUCAAUAGAAGGUACAUUUAUAUUUUUUAAGGGGCAUAGUUUCUUGUGUUUUUUAAUGUAUUUUCCUACCAUGUAUUCAAUUUAUAUGUUUUUAAAAUUACUGCAUCUUGACAACUGUAAAAGUUAUUUCUUAGCUGGUGCAAGCCUAA
Tupaia belangeri chinensis (Chinese tree shrew) is the source of this 1947-nucleotide messenger RNA. It is a transcript of the gene ARL6IP6, whose product is annotated as ARF like GTPase 6 interacting protein 6. Lineage: Eukaryota; Metazoa; Chordata; Mammalia; Scandentia; Tupaiidae. The transcript is spliced from 4 exons. The record is from RefSeq and is a predicted model, not a curated record. The coding region runs from base 622 to 1296 and encodes 224 amino acids.